CGUCCUCCUCCCUGGCAUCCUCCGGAAACGGAAAGGAUGCCCCUUGCCUUUGUCGCAGGCCAGGUUCAGCUGCAUCUGGAGAUGUGGCGGUCAGCUUGGGCAUUGCGCCACAUCAUUUGAUAUGAUGUUAUUUCCAGCGCUCGUUCUGAUCUCCAACCCCUUGUCCUGAAGUUGGGCCCGAUGAUAUCGAAGGACACCCUCCUUCUCCGCAACCUCUCACCCUCAUGGUCGUUGGGCUCCCCGGGUUUCGCCGUGGGCCGCCCGCUGCCCUUGGGCAAGACCUCGCGCGACCGUCAGGCCGCCGCGCGCCAGGGGCGGCCAUGGCGACCGCCGUGGAGCAGCGGAUCGCGGAGCUGGGCCUGUCCAUCCCGAAGCCGGUGGCCCCCGUGGGCAGCUACUUGCCCUGGAAGAAGGCCGGGACCAUCGUGUACAUCUCAGGGCAGAUCCCCAGGGGGGAGGACAACUCCCUGCUGACGGGCACGCUGGGGGCAGGCUACAGCAUCGACGAGGGUAAGGCUGCCGCCCGCCUGUGCGCAAUCAACCUGAUCGCCCAGAUGAAGUCGGCCUGCGACGGCGACCUCGGCAAGGUGAAACAGAUCCUGCAGGUGCAGGGCUUCGUGAACUCCUCGCCAGACUUCACGGACCACCCCCAGGUGAUCAACGGCUGCUCCGAACUCCUCGUCGAGGUCUUCGGGAAGGAGGUCGGGUCCCACAGCCGCUUCGCGGUGGGCAACACUUCGCUGCCGCUGGGCGUCGCGGUGGAAAUAGGCGCCGUCAUCGAGGUCGAGUGAGACUGCAGCGGCCUUGCAGGGCUAGCUGGCGCCAGGCCAGGCCCGCGCUGCUCGUCCGGAGGGGGGCCUCGUCGGCCCCGGACACCGCGCAGGGCUUCUGCGUCGGCCCAAGUCUGGGCAGCUUCGCCGAGGCAUUUUCUGGCGCGAGGCCGAGGGUGGCCAAACAAGACUCGUGCAGGAGGGCGCGGGGCCAGCGGCUAGGUUCCCGACAUCGUAUCGUGGACGCAGCGCUCUGCAAUCUCUGUCAUUGAUUUUCCUGUGACUUUCCUUCUCAUCAACUAUGCCUCCUCCCCCCUUCCUCCUCCUCCUCCUCCUCCCCCUCCUCCUCC
This is a messenger RNA of Prorocentrum cordatum, 1120 nucleotides long. Lineage: Eukaryota; Dinophyceae; Prorocentrales; Prorocentraceae. The record is from the annotation of a GenBank genome assembly.